Molecule: messenger RNA, 4229 nt
Organism: Anguilla anguilla (European eel)
Lineage: Eukaryota; Metazoa; Chordata; Actinopteri; Anguilliformes; Anguillidae
Product: lipase maturation factor 2-like
Exons: 14
Coding region: 47-2371 (774 amino acids)
Biological process (GO): protein maturation
Cellular component (GO): endoplasmic reticulum membrane
Source: RefSeq, a predicted model, not a curated record
AAUCCAUGACAGGCGUUCGUGCCUUCGUCCGCUUCGUCCAUGCUGGAUGUCUGGAACGGAAAGAUAUGAUUCCUGUGUUCUCUUCUUGAUACGCCGUACCUUUCUAACUGGCGAACUAUCGCGCAUACGGCCGUUUUAUUUCCAUUACAUGGCAAUGGGAGACAUUAGACUUCCACGGCACAUGUUUCUGUGGAGCAUGUCCGUUAUUUACAUGUUUGCCUUCGCAUCCCUGUACAUUCAGAUACCAGGUCUCUAUGGUAACGAUGGAAUUCUGCCGGCUCGUUGGCAGUUGCGCUACACCGGGAAGAGCCUCCUGGAGCAGCUGCGUGACUCGCCCACCCUGCUGUGGCUGGGCCCUCGCUUUGGCCUGGACACCCAGCAGGGCAUGGAGCUCAUCUGCAUUUUGGGGUCCCUCCUGGGCCUCGGGGCCAUGGUGCUGGAGCCCCUGCGGAACAGCAUUGUGUUCUUCUGCCUGUGGGUGCUCUACCUCUCCCUAUUUCAGGUUGGGCAGGUUUUUCUGUACUUCCAGUGGGACAGCCUGUUGCUGGAGACGGGCUUCCUGGCGGUUCUGAUCGCCCCCCUGACCCUGCCCCGCGGGGGGUCCCCGUCCCGGCAGCACGACGGCGUCACGUUCUGGCUGGCCCGCUGGCUCCUGUUCCGCCUCAUGUUCGCCUCGGGCGUGGUCAAGCUGACCAGCCGCUGCCCCACCUGGUGGGGCCUCACAGCUCUGACCUACCACUACGAGACCCAGUGCAUCCCCACGCCCCUGGCCUGGUACGCCCAUCAGCUGCCCGUCUGGUUGCAGAAGCUCAGCGUGGUGGGCACCUUCGUCAUCGAGAUCGCCGUGCCCUUCCUCUUCUUCUCGCCCGUCAGGUGUCUGCGGCUGGGCGCCUUCUACCUGCAGGUUCUGCUGCAGGUACUCAUCAUCCUAACCGGGAACUAUAACUUCUUCAACCUCCUCACCAUCACGCUGUGCUUCUCCCUGCUGGACGAUGACCACGUCCUCUCAUUUAUCGGACGCGCGAAGAAGGCGGAGUCUAAAACCUGGCCUGAGGCCGUGGCGUCCGGGCUGGCAUCACUGACUGGGCUGUGCGUCUGCGGUCUCAUGGCCUACCUGACUGUGGUCUACUUCAGCCUGGAUAUCGACUGGGAGAAGGCUAGUGUAUCCUCACACACUGCAUUUACCUACCACCAGUUUAACUGGUUUCUGAAGACAGUGACUGUUCCCAGUAUUUGGACUGGAGUGCUCUCUCUUACCUGGGAAAUCAUCAAGGCCAUGUUCAAGUGCGCCUGUGUGCGCGGAGUCUUCUGGAAGCUGACCGCCACCGCGCAGUGGGCCGUGUUCGCCACCGCCGCCGUCUGCAUGUUCGCUAUCAGCACGGUUCCCUACACACUAAUUGAAUACGAGGCCCAGGGUUCGAUCUGGCCAGCCGUCGCUAGGACGCACAGCUCUGUGGCUCGUUACCAGCUGGUGAACUCUUACGGCCUCUUCAGGAGGAUGACGGGGGUCGGGGGUCGCCCGGAGGUGGUGAUCGAGGGCAGCAUGGACAGGGUCACCUGGACGGAGAUCGAGUUCAUGUACAAGCCCGGGAACGUGAGCGGGCCCCCGCCGGCCGUGGCCCCCCACCAGCCCCGGCUGGACUGGCAGAUGUGGUUCGCCGCCCUUCGCCCCCACGCGCAGAGCCCCUGGUUCACCGGCCUGGUGCAGCGCCUCCUGCAGGGCAAGAGAGACGUGAUUAACCUGGUCCAGGUGGAGGAGUCCAGAUACCCGUUCAGCCACAGCCCCCCAGCGUUCAUCCGGGCCCGCCUCUACAAGUACUGGUUCACCGAGCUUCGUGAGGACGGGUCGCUGCCCCGGCAGUGGUGGAGAAGGCAGUACGUGGAGGAGUUCUAUCCCACAGUCCACCUGGGCGACCCCGUGCUGGAGAGCAUGCUCAGUCAGCACGGGCUCAAGGACAAGGGUGUGGUCCGGCGCGUCUCAAACGCACUGCUCCCCCGGGCCCUGGGGCAGGUUCGGGCGCAGGUUCAGGGCCUCUCCGGGCCCUCGGCGCUCUGGUCCCUCUUCAUCACGGGGCUCACCAUCAGCUUCCUCAGGGCACUGAGCUCCAGGGCCUUCCGGACCCGCGGGCCCAAACCCCUCCCCGUGGAACUUCUGGGUGAGAAGACUGAGGAGGCGCCGUCUCCACCUGCGCCAUGUCCCGAGGAGGAGGAGGAGGUGGGAGACGAGGUGGAAGAGGAGGAGGUGGGAGAUGAGGAGGAGGAGGUGGAAGAGGAGGAGGUGGUAGAAGAGAAGGUGAAAGGAGAGUUUGCCACUGACCAUGAUGGCAGAGGUGACAUGGAGGAGAAGCGGUUGGAAUCUGAAGCAAGCUAAAGGAAAAGGGAGUGCCAAUGGUGAUCGACGAUCACUCUAAACCUCGGUCAGACAAUGGGAAGGAUGAGUGUUGUUUUCACCGGCUCCCUCUGGUGGCCAAGUUGGGAUGUGCACUCUCUCUACACGUGCGCAGUGUAUGGGCUGAGGAUGCAGUCUGUUUCUGCUUGAACUUCACAAGUGUAUGGAUUGACAUUUGUAAAAAAAACCAGUCCUCUUAAACUACUGCCUCAUUUGCGCAUUUAUUAAUUCUGUAAGAAAGGCAGUAUGACUCAUGGAAAAGUCCAAAUUAUUAUAUUUUUUAAAUGGGUCAUGGAAGGAUUAAGCACAGGGAAAAGUGGGUGGUGUCAGAUGUUUAAGGCCUUUCACUCGGCUUUUGAAUAUACAUUCACUUUCAAAUACACUGGGCAGAUUUCUCAUUGUUUUCACACAUCCUCUAUGCAAUUGAUAACAGUAAACUACCGAUAAUUGUUCUAGACCUAGUUGGAUCUUAGUUAUCUGUAUGGUCGCGCACUGCUGUUGAGCACUUUAAAGUGCAUUUGUGUUUGUGUGGGUUUUGAAUUUUGGCUGAGUGCGUGGGAAGAGAGAGCUCUUAAAACAGCUGAGUUCCCCUCUGCUUUGGAGACUGUAAGUUCUCCGGUGUUCUGGUUUGUUGCAAGUCGACACAUUUGGCUGCUAGCUUCGGAGAUUCAUCGUUGGCAACGUUAAUGUAAUACUCUUGAUAAAUCAUUACCAUUUUCAUAUCCAUGUUGUCCUUUGAUGUCGUCACAUAAUGCUUUUUUGCAUUCCUGUGGCUUAUACAGUAUAUAUAUAUAUUAAAGGAGUCUCAUUAAUGAUUAUUUAACUUGUUGUCAUGGUAACUGGUUAAAAUCUACUGUCCCUUUAUUUAUUCACCCCACCAAAUUUUCUUCCCCAUUUUGUAAUUUUGAGUCACAAAUUUAUGGCUCCUCUUCAUAGGUGGAAAGUCCUGCCACAGUCCUGGGGGUGCGCAAGCUAGCAUUUGGGCCAGAAAGUGUGCUGCCAGGUCUGCUUGAUUUUAAAUUUAAUGUUAUUGCGCUGGGGGACUGCACAGCUGUUCAGAAAUAAGAUUGAAUAGAUUUCAGAAGUCCAAUAAUGUCCCUGGAUCAGUUAAUAUCCACACUGUCUUAGUCAGUCGCUCUUAAAUCUGAAUGACUUGUUCUGUCUCUGCAUGAAAGUAUCUCAUGUAAAUGUGGACAGUGAUGAUGUGACCUUAACAUUCCAGGAUACUUUCUCUUGGGUCAUGACUAACUAGAUAGCCAGCUUUGUAUUUUUUUUUUUACAUCAAAAGCUUUGUCUCUGCCAAAAACCUGAAAUGUUCCCAUUUCGAUACAUCGUAUGACUUUCCACAAAGGGUUAUGACCAAGGACAAUACAAAUGGAAAUGGAUGCACUGAUUUUGAACGUGCUUGGAGUUGGCACCAACUGAAACCUCGCAUUGUAAGGUGCGUACAGAUGACAGAAGGAAUCUAACUAUUGACCGUCUAAUUACAAUAAAGAAUUUUUGGAUUUGUAUAAUUUUGUAGUCUAGGAUUAUGCAAACCAUGUUUAGGGUCAAUAUUGUCAGAAAAAUGACCUUUGUCUAGUCUGUAUACAGUAUGUUUGUGUUUGAUUUGCAAUCCUGAAUUUUCAGCAUCGGUAAUCAUCCAGCAGAACCAAAUAUAAAUUCACAUUUUAUUUAUAUUACCUUACACUGCUCAUUAGGCAGGUCACAUGGUAACAUGUUGUAUCGUUACAUAAAUUGACAUUUAUUGUUACAUAUUAUAUGCGUAAUGUGUGAGGAAAACAUUUUACUGAUACGUAUCAAGUUUGUAAUAAAGUAUCCAUUUUUUAUUGACGACGUC